Molecule: messenger RNA, 1304 nt
Organism: Nothoprocta perdicaria
Lineage: Eukaryota; Metazoa; Chordata; Aves; Tinamiformes; Tinamidae
Gene: ZNHIT6
Product: zinc finger HIT-type containing 6
Exons: 9
Coding region: 1-753 (250 amino acids)
Biological process (GO): maturation of LSU-rRNA from tricistronic rRNA transcript (SSU-rRNA, 5.8S rRNA, LSU-rRNA); snoRNA localization; box C/D snoRNP assembly
Cellular component (GO): pre-snoRNP complex; nucleus
Source: RefSeq, a predicted model, not a curated record
AUGAACCUCAGAAAUCUGUUGUGUGUAAAGAAGCAUAAGCUUGCGCUGAACUGUAAUGGGAUCAGGGAUAAAACAGCAUUUGUUUCUGUAAAUGAAUUUACUGACUUGAACCUUCUAAGUGAUUAUCGUUUCCUGGAAGAUGUAGGAAGGACAGCUGAUGCUGCUGCUCGAGAUGUUUCAGUGCAUAGGCCAACAACAAAUAAAUUUAUAAAUUACCUGAGAAAUAGAGCUCGGAGACAUAAUAUCAACCUGAAAACUCUUCCCAUUGGAUUUACAAAAAGGAAAGAGAAUUCAACCAUCUUCAAUAAGAAGGAGCAGAAGUUCUAUUGGCAUUUGAAGCUGAUGUUCCCUCACAGUCAUGCUGAAUACACAUUAAAAAGGGUGCCAGAGGAUAAAACACUCACUGAUAUCCUUAAGCCCUAUAUUGAUCCAGUGGAGUCAGAUCCUGUCAUUUGUCAAAGAUUAAAAAUUUAUACAAUGUCUCCUCACUCAGAUGUACAAAUUUUAAUGAAAAUAGAAAACAGAAGACAGAACUCCACCAGGUACCAUGAACUGGAUGCCAGUAGAAGCCUGCUAGACAAUUUGAAAGACAAAGUAAUAAUUGAGUACCCAACUUUAUUUGUGGUCUUGAAAACACUGAAGAAUGACAUGGUGGUUCUGGGCCAAGAUGACAGUGGAUCUGCUGAGGACUCGAGCAGUGAAAGUUCAUCCCUUUCAUCUGAGGAAGAAGGGGAAAUUCGGGAGAGUUCAUGACAGUUCUUUGAGAGAAGAGGGUGGGACGUGCCUUUCAUAUUCUUUUAUUUAAUUGCUUUUUUUUUUAUGUAACUGGCUUCUUUGAGAUUCAGUUUGGAAUGCUUUGCUAAAAAGAGCACCUCUAAACUGCCUGUUUAAUUUGGAUUUUGUAACUCAUCUAGGUGUGUAAAUAAAGAGAUGGCGGUUGUUGGUCCUAGUAAAUCCGAUGUUCUUACUGCAUUACACAGCUCAGCUUUGUCCAUAUAUCUUUUAAGGUAAAAACCGGGUAACCCAAAUGUAAAGCUUCCAGGUGAGCUUCAACAACAUAUUUUUCUCUUUAUCCUGAAAUGUUUGUGUUUUAUUACCAAAUAUUUAAAUUCAGAUGAGUGUUUCUAUUGACAGGUGGAUUUGUUAGUCGUAAUGUUAAAUUUCUUUUAAAAUCUURUGUUUUCUUAGACAGUUUUUCUUUUAGGAUACUUUUUAUCAUGCAGAGCUGCUGCAGAUGUGGUGACGUUUUGGGUGCAGGGUGCAGUUACUGGGUUGCAUCCUGCCUACCAUGUUCAGCACAGGUC